UGGGCAGCGCCCGGACUUUGCCUUUGUGUCAGGGCGGGGGCGUCUCCUCCGGCCGCCGCUCGUGCGGACGCCGCCGGCUCGGGCCCCGGUGGAAAGGCCGCGGGAGUAGUCAUCGCGCGGAGGCUUGUCCGCGGCUGCGUGUGGGGCGCGGGUGUGCGUGCGGAGGCCGAAGUCUAGGAACCCGGGAGAGGGCUGUCCCCUCGCUUGGAGACGGCUUUUUUUUUUCUGGUCAAGCAGACAGUUCAGGAUUCUGAAUCCAAGCAUGAACGUUCAUCGCGGCAGUGAGAGUGACAGAGGGCUGUGGCAGGAAGCGAGCUGCCCAACUGAUGGGCCCACAGCCCCAGCGCCAGAAAGAGAAACAAACAGCUUGGCUGCUGCUGCUCUUCAGAACCUCACUUACCCUCCAGGUCCCAGGAGUGAUGACCUUUCACUUGACUAUGCCUCUCAGCCAGCAAAUCUUCAGUUCCCUCACAUAAUGCCACUUCCCGAAGACGUCAAAGGCUCCUGCUUCCAAAAUGGGAAUAAACGGAACCAUGAACCCUUUAUGGCUCCAGAACGAUUUGGAAACAGCACUGUGGGCUUUGGCAGUAACGUUCAUUCCCAGGCGCCAGAGAAAGUGACACUUCUUGUAGAUGGCACACGUUUUGUUGUGAAUCCACAAAUUUUCACUGCUCAUCCGGAUACCAUGUUGGGAAGAAUGUUUGGACCAGGAAGAGAGUACAACUUCACUCGGCCCAAUGAGAAGGGAGAGUAUGAGAUCGCGGAAGGAAUCAGUGCUACCGUAUUUCGAACAGUGCUGGAUUAUUACAAAACUGGUAUCAUCAAUUGUCCUGAUGGCAUCUCGAUUCCAGACCUUAGAGAUACAUGUGAUUAUCUCUGCAUUAACUUUGACUUCAACACUAUCCGAUGUCAAGAUUUGAGUGCUUUACUGCAUGAAUUGUCUAAUGAUGGUGCUCACAAGCAGUUUGACCACUACCUUGAAGAAUUGAUCUUGCCCAUCAUGGUGGGCUGUGCCAAGAAAGGGGAGCGAGAGUGCCACAUCGUUGUGCUAACAGAUGAGGAUUCUGUGGACUGGGAUGAAGACCACCCUCCUCCCAUGGGGGAGGAAUAUUCCCAAAUUCUUUAUAGCUCCAAGCUCUAUAGAUUCUUCAAAUAUAUUGAGAACCGUGAUGUUGCUAAAACAGUGUUAAAGGAGAGAGGCCUGAAAAAUAUUCGCAUUGGAAUUGAAGGUUACCCUACCUGUAAAGAAAAAAUUAAGAGGAGACCUGGUGGCCGGUCUGAAGUAAUCUAUAACUAUGUGCAGCGCCCCUUUAUUCAGAUGUCCUGGGAAAAGGAAGAAGGGAAGAGUCGCCAUGUGGAUUUCCAGUGUGUCCGAAGCAAAUCCCUCACCAAUCUGGUAGCUGCUGGAGAAGAUGUCUUGGAGGACCAUGAGAUAUUAAUGCACCACCCACCCCAAGUGGAUGAACUUGACCGGCUGAAUGCCCCACUUUCUCAGAUGGCUUCUAACAACUUUCAGGAUUAGGGCCAGCUGUGGACCCACGCCUCUUCGGAGCCCUUCUUUGUACUGGAUGCCCACAGCUAGCCCUUCCCACGGUUUGUCUCACCCUGAGUAGGAGACCUGCUUCUCCGUCCUUUCCGUUUUUCCCACAGUUAGUGUGUGUCCUUUUCAUUACUGAAAAGUCUGUGCCUCCGGCAGCGGAUAAAAAAGCACUGACUGGUAAUUAAGCUACCAACUUUGCAGCAGCCCUGGUAACUUGAAAAAUCUGGUGCCGUUUACAGAGUCUUCGCAUAACUGCAAAAAGCAGGAAAGAAAGUCAAGACUCUUGUGGCUUCGUAUUCAUCAAAGCAGUCCUCUCAUCCUUUAUACUUUGUUCUUGGCUUUUUUGUUUGUUUUAUACCAGGCAAAUUACUUGGCAGCAAAGGGACCAAACCUUAAAAAGAGACAAUCUCUAGCUCCCACAAGCUGGCACUAAUGGGAUUCUUGUUAGGGGUCAAUGAAAAUGCCACUCCUGGUGGCCUCUGUGCCCAGAUCACAUCUGGGAAGAACUAGGCUCUCAUCAAAAUGUCCAAAGGGGAUUUCUUAAGAGUUUAAAUUCAGUUUUGUUUUUCAUUCAUUCAGUGAAUAACUCAAAGGCAGAUUCUUUGACUAUAAUAGUGUAACAAUGUUUAUGAAACCUUGUCAGGUUCAAGUCUAAAGGAAUUAUUUGGAAUGACCAUUUGGAAUCAAAUUCACAGCUCCAGAAGAAUCUUUUGAAUCAGGCCACUUUAAUUAUCUGGCUUGGAAUCUGAUGUGAAGAAGCUGUAGGUCUUCACUGUAGGCAGCGCACUACUGUAAGUGUGGCUUGGAAACCUUAGAUGAUAUGGGCUUAAAGGCUUUCAAGAGAUGGGCAGAAACUUCUGACAAGUGCUCUGUUUCUCAACAGAAAAGACUUCUAAGAGCUCCAGGGAAGGGGGCAUUUGGGGUGAAGCUGGGUGGGGAAACAUCACCUACCCAGGUUUUACCCCAGUGCCGGAUUUUACUUUAUAUAUUCUUUUCAUACAAUGGAAUUUUUUUUGGAUAUCAGGAUAUUUGUUUUUGAAGUGGCCUAUCACAGUGCUCACACUGGGUUAGAAAACCAUAGUACCGUCAUCCCCAAAGGAAGGAUGAGUUGAAGGGAUGUUAGGCCCAGUAAUUUUGUUUGAUCUGUUGGCUCUGGGUUAGUAUGGCAUGGUGUGUGACAACCCAGACCACUCCCCCCGGUACUGAACCAUUUUCCCUCAUGGCCCCUUGGCUGUUAACAGCAGAGCUAAAUCUAGAGUCUAGAGCCAGACGUUAAAUGUCUGGGGCUAAUCUCCCAUCUUGUGGUAAAGGUUGGCCACCUACCCAGAGCCUGUAGUCCUCACACAUUUCAGAGGUACAUAGUUUCCUUCAAGUUCUUUAAGGUAACAUGACUAGUUUUCUUAAAUUCCAUUCCCAUAAGACACCAUAAGGCAAACUAGUCGAUUCCAGUUUGCCCUAAUCAUAGUCCUCCAAAGGUAUAAAGUCAGAUGGGUGUCAAAAGCUACUCUUUCCAAGGCUUGAAGAACAAGAACGUUAAGAAGUGUGUUCUCUGUACAUGUGAGCAGCAUCACAGUGGAAAUCAAUGCUCUGUUCAUUACUCAGAAAAAAGUAGUAAUAAGUGGUUAAACUGAGCCAUCUCCCACCUAUAGUAGGUCUGACUACCACUGGCAUCCAAUUUGUAAGGCUGAUGGUAAUGGUUCAAUUUGAGAUUAGGUCUUUUUGUAGCCAGAGGGGACUUUUUUGUUUUGUUUUGUUUUUCCAGAGGGGACUUUUAUGUCUAUGAAACUCAUUGACUCUUGUUUGAGGUCUGGUUUGGCUUUGACCUUACCAGUACUUCAUUCCUACCAAUAGCUGUCCAGCCCAGAUAAUCAUUUAAUGGUGCUUCCUUUCUGCUUCUCAGUUGACUUCCUUCCAUGCCAUCACAAAGGAAAUCUGAAUUAACUGUGUAGUGUAAUAACUUCAUUCUACGUCUUCUGUAUUAACAUUCAAGUGUGAACAUGCCGCAGCUGACACUCUAAAACCAGUUAGUCUUUGCCUAGGUAAAAAGCCAGGUAUGAAAGUAUGGCAUGUAUGUAGCGCUCUGUUCUAUGUAAAUGACUCAUUUCCUCAGGCUUUCAAGAAGUAGCUGCCCCACACACACAAAAGGUGGGUAAUGUGCUUUUGGCCGCAAUCCAUAGGGUGAGUGAGCCUGAAACCCAUACAGGUAAAUCUGCUGGUGUCACUGGAUAGUGGUGACAAAGGGAAAAGUGGGGCCUAAAGCUCCCUUCUGGUGAAGAGGGAGGUGUCUUAUGGACCCACCACCCUCCCAACCUGGAACUCAGCAUCAUUGUAAUUUAGUAGCUCCCCUUAGCCAUGGCUGCUCUGUUCCCAGGGCCAGGACAUUCCAUUAAUGGCAGGACCAUUCAGUCGCUGCAGGGACAAGGGCUGGGUUGCAGUCAUUCCCUUCAGAGUCCACCACUGGCCAGUUCGGCAAGAGAUAUUUCUAAUAAAGAUGGAACUCAGGUUUGGUGAUUUUUGUUUUUUGUUUUUUUUUUUCUAAGUGCCUAAAUAAGGAAGCCAGGCUGUUCAUACAUCUUCUUAUGAAGAUGGUUUUGCUCAGACUGUCUAACUCAGAGGUAGCUCAGCGAGCCAAGAGGAACCUGAACUUGGAGUUUAGAAUCUGAGUUUGUGAAUGCAUCAUCAUCAUGCAUCGUUGAUUAGGAAACAUUUGGCAUUGAGCUGGAGAGUGGGCAGAGUGUUAACAUGAGAUGACGUCAUGGUUUCUCCCAAGUGGAGGAAAAGUAUAGAAAAGAUGCCAGCAAAAAUGGUAAGGAAGCUAGAAAGUAAAUUUACUGCACAAUGUAUAAUAGCCUAUAUAUUAUUUUAAGCUAAAUUUGAAGAAAGUAGUAUGUCAUCUAAUGUAUACAGGUCUCUGAAAAUACUGUAGAAUAAGCCCAGACAUAUACUUGCAGGAAGCAAUCAGCACAGGCUUUAACUCAAAUUGUCAGAGUGUGACAUAGAGUCUUUUUUUAUUAAGUGUGAACAGAAGGUUAAGAAUCAGGGGUUUUAGUAAUUUAUUCAAUGCCACUUCUUGCCAUUAUUUUGAAAUUGUUAAAAUGAACUCUUACCGAGUUCAGAAAGCAAACCUGAUGGCUUCACUGGGGGAGAUGGAGCCACACUGUGCUCUGGGUGGGAUUGCCUCUGCAGGAGAACAUUACAUUUUCUCUUAAAGGCAAAAUGCUUGUAGAUUUUGCCUCUUUACUUUGUAUUUACUUUUAAAGUUGCACUUGUUCACCUACCAGUGUUUACGAUAUCCUAUUACUUGGGAUGCUUUUUCUAUAAUAAAGUAUUAUCAUUUGUG
This is a messenger RNA of Nyctereutes procyonoides (raccoon dog), 4880 nucleotides long. It is a transcript of the gene KCTD20, whose product is annotated as potassium channel tetramerization domain containing 20. Gene Ontology annotation, biological process: positive regulation of phosphorylation. The transcript is spliced from 8 exons. Gene Ontology annotation, cellular component: cytoplasm. Gene Ontology annotation, molecular function: protein binding. The record is from RefSeq and is a predicted model, not a curated record. The coding region runs from base 263 to 1522 and encodes 419 amino acids. NCBI's taxonomy places the organism in Eukaryota, Metazoa, Chordata, Mammalia, Carnivora, Canidae.